CUGUGGUAUGAACUAGAAUCACACAAGAGAAGAAAAAAUAAAAGCAUUGAAGAAUAUCAGAUAGAAGAAUGGAGGUAGCCCAGGUACUGCGCAUGAACGGUGGUGCUGGAAAAACAAGCUAUGCAAACAACUCUUUUGUUCAGAAAAAGGCGAUUAAUUUAUCGAAGCCCAUAAGAGAGGAAGCCAUUACUAGUUUGUAUAGCAGCACACUCCCGAGAAGCUUGGCAAUUGCAGAUUUGGGUUGCUCUUCUGGACCAAACACUUUCUCUGUGGUGUCUGAACUCAUCAAGGCCGUGGAGAAGCUUUGUCGGAAGCUGAACCAUAAAUCUCCACAGUACAGGCUGUUUCUGAACGAUCUUCCUGGGAAUGACUUCAACAGCAUCUUUAACUCCCUUGACAGCUUUAAAGAGAAAUUGCAAACAGAAGUGGAAGGUGGGAUUGGUCCAUGCUACUUCUCCGGAGUUCCGGGUUCUUUCUAUGGCAGGGUUUUCCCAGAUCAAAGUCUUCAUUUUGUUCAUUCCUCUUACAGCCUUCAAUGGCUAUCUAAGGUUCCUGAGGGUAUAGACAACAACAGGGGGAACCUUUAUAUAGGAAGAACAAGCCCACCAAAUGUUGCGAGAGCUUACCACCACCAAUUUCAAAGAGAUUUCUCUAGUUUUCUCAAGUGUCGUGCAGAGGAACUGGUUGAAGAAGGUCGUAUGGUUCUCACAAUUUUAGGAAGAAGAAACGAUGCCGAGGAUCCGGCAAGCAAGGAAGGUGGCUACCUUAUUUGGGAGCUUAUGGCUAUGGCUCUUAGUGAAAUGUGUGUGCAGGGAAUAAUAAAGGAAGAGGAAUUGGAUAGUCUUAACAUCCCACAGUACACUCCAUCACCAUCUGAAGUGAAAUUGGAAGUUCUUAAAGAAGGGUCGUUUGUGAUCAAUCGUGUAGAGGUGUGCCAGGUGAAUUGGAAUCCUCUUGAAGAUUGGAACGCUCUUGAGUUUGAAUGUGAAAGGUCUGAAUCACUUCGAGACAGUGGAUAUAACCUCGCACAGUGCAUGAGGUCUGUGGCAGAACCUAUUCUGGUUAGCCACUUUGGUGAACAUAUCAUUGAAGAGGUUUUCAGCCGUUUCCAGAAAAUUCUGACUGAUCGUAUGUCUAAGUGUAAAACUGAGUUCAGCAACAUUACGAUAUUGAUGACUAGGAAAGCAUAAGCAAGAA
Vigna umbellata (rice bean) is the source of this 1197-nucleotide messenger RNA. RefSeq names its product S-adenosyl-methionine 4-1-methyl-2-pyrrolidinyl-3-oxobutanic acid methyltransferase-like. NCBI's taxonomy places the organism in Eukaryota, Viridiplantae, Streptophyta, Magnoliopsida, Fabales, Fabaceae. The record is from RefSeq and is a predicted model, not a curated record. Gene Ontology annotation, molecular function: methyltransferase activity.